ACAAUAAUUAAUAGUAUUUAUUAUGGACACUUCGGCAUGGAUGAACGUUGCAUUACAAAAAGCUGAAGAAUCUUUAAAAGCCGGUGAAGUCCCUGUUGGUUGUUUAUUUAUAUAUAACAAUCAAAUAAUUGCGACAGGCAAUAAUACAGUAAAUGAAACUUGUAAUGCAACACGCCAUGCCGAGAUAAAUUGUAUCGACCAAGUCUUGAAGUUCUGUAAGGAGAAAUGCAUGGACUAUGAAACGGUGUUUUGUAAUCUAGAUGUAAUUGUCACGGUAGAACCGUGCAUAAUGUGUAUGUCGGCAUUACUUCAACUACAAGUACACAGUAUUGUAUAUGGCUGUGCGAAUGAUCGAUUUGGUGGUUGUAUCAGUGUUCUCGAAGUACCAAAGUUUUACGAUUCAAAAAUAAUUAUACAAGGAAAUGUAAAAGGAGAGGAAGCUAUGAGGUUGCUUCAAGAUUUUUAUAAAGGUGUCAAUCCAAAUGCGCCUGAAUCAAAAGUCAAAAAAGGUCGUAACACUAAAGGAACUUCGUCAACCGAGAACAAAUAAUCUUAAAAUUUUUUGUUAUCCAACAUUCAUAUGUG
Messenger RNA from Trachymyrmex septentrionalis, 585 nucleotides. RefSeq names its product tRNA-specific adenosine deaminase 2. NCBI's taxonomy places the organism in Eukaryota, Metazoa, Arthropoda, Insecta, Hymenoptera, Formicidae. Bases 23 to 550 code for a protein of 175 amino acids. Gene Ontology annotation, cellular component: cytoplasm; nucleus. Gene Ontology annotation, biological process: tRNA wobble adenosine to inosine editing. Gene Ontology annotation, molecular function: tRNA-specific adenosine-34 deaminase activity. The transcript has a single exon. The record is from RefSeq and is a predicted model, not a curated record.